This is a messenger RNA of Lathyrus sativus (Indian pea), 561 nucleotides long. Lineage: Eukaryota; Viridiplantae; Streptophyta; Magnoliopsida; Fabales; Fabaceae. The record is from the annotation of a GenBank genome assembly.
AUGCUCCAUCAGUUUAAUCCAUUUGUAAUUAGGUUCAGACAACUGUCACAACUUCCAAAUAUUGGUGAAUGUAGCUUCAUACUUAAAGAGCGUCCAAGUAAUCACCAUCAAUAUAAUCUUCCAACUGCAGAACAAGUUGCGACAAUUAUUGUUGGAGGAGAUUCAGAUUCUAUGGAAUAUGGAAGGGAUAUUAAUGUCAUUCGUCAUGAUGGAAAUCUAAAGAAAGUUCAAGAGACAAAGGGAUAUUAUGAUCCCUUGCAGUAUCCUAUAUUGUUUCCAUUUGGGACACAUGGUUGGGACGUUAACACAAUAAAUUGUAAUGGACGAAGAUUGUCAUGUCGAGCAUAUUACAGUUACAUGCUUCAGAUUCUCCAAAAUGAUCAAUCAAUAUUGUUAAAUGCGGGUCGACUAUUGCAACAAUAUAUUGUAGAAAAUUAUGUCAAAAUUGAAUCAGGGAGGUUAAGGUUGAUUAGAGAGCACCAACGUGAUAUACAUGUUGAAGUGUACCAAGGUUUACAGGAUGCUUUGCAUAUUGGUGAAACUAAUGCUGAUACUAAAUAA